AUGUCCAUCGAUCAAGUCAACCAGAGAGAAGCUAUUGACGCUUACGUCAAGAAGCACCUGCUCCCUACAGACGAGGGUCUUGAGCAUGCCUACACAAAUAGUACAAAGAAAGGUCUACCCAUGAUCGCAGUCUCCGAGGUCCAGGGCAAGUUCGCCUCGAUGCUCACAACCAUCGGAUCAGCUCGCAAUGUCCUAGAAAUCGGCACUUUAGGAGGCUACUCCACCAUUUGGUUCGCACAAGCCAUGAAAGGACGAGGAAAAGUGACUAGCAUUGAAGUCAUACCACACCACCGCGAUGUUGCAAUCGAGAAUCUUCGCGCUGCUGGUAUUCAAGUCCCCGAAGAGGUUGAUGUCCUCCUUGGUGCAGCACUGAACGUUUUACCCAAGCUCGCAGCAGAGAUUGAGAAGGGAGAAAGAGAGCCCUUUGAUUUUGUGUUUAUCGACGCCGAUUGGGACAACCAGUGGAAUUACUUUGAUUUUGGCGUCAAGUUGUCAAAGGGCAAGGGUGCUGUGAUUUACAUUGACAAUAUGGUGCGGAACAUGUUGGAGUCUGGUAUCGUUGGGGAUGUUCAACGUGAGGACAAUGCUGUUGAUGUGGUGGCUAAUGUUGGAGCGGACGAUCGUGUGGAUGCUGUUGUGAUGCAGACUGUGGGAUCGAAGAACUACGAUGGGUUCCUGCUUGCUAUUGUGAAAUAG
Molecule: messenger RNA, 696 nt
Organism: Penicillium maclennaniae
Lineage: Eukaryota; Fungi; Ascomycota; Eurotiomycetes; Eurotiales; Aspergillaceae
Product: O-methyltransferase
Exons: 1
Coding region: 1-696 (231 amino acids)
Molecular function (GO): O-methyltransferase activity; S-adenosylmethionine-dependent methyltransferase activity
Source: RefSeq, a predicted model, not a curated record